AUGAGUUCACGUCGGCCACGCGGCAAGAAAACGCGCAGCGCUUCAGUAGCUAUAGCAGAGCCGAACCAAUUACCGAAGAUAGCACAGAAAACACAAGAGAGUGAUUCCCAGUUAGUUUGGGAUACGAUCUUAGCGAAACCUGUUGGGGAUGAUCGAGUGAAGACGAAAGUUCCUAUUCCAGAGACUCGUCUGUUGCCAGAGAACUUUUUAUAUGUUGAUGGGAAGACGCCGAAUUUGUCAUUACUGAGAAGUCAUUUAGUUAGAGAAGGACUGUUACACCCCGACUUGUUGAAAAGAAUCAUUACAGAGGCAACUAAUAUACUUAAAAGUGAACCGAAUAUGAUAGAGGCGCAAGCUCCUGUCAUUAUUGUGGGAGACUUGCACGGACAAUUCUAUGAUAUGAUGACCGUAUUCGACGUCUGCCCCCCAGAAAACUCGGAAAAUAACUUCAUCUUCUUGGGUGACUACGUCGAUCGUGGUAAUUUCUCGACUGAAAUUCUGAUCUAUUUGUGCGCUUGUAAAAUUAAUUACCCAAAACGAUUCAUGCUCUUAAGAGGAAACCAUGAGAGUCGGAUCAUGGCAGAGAACAUGACAUUUUCGAAUGAAUUUAUGCGCAAGUACAAUUCAUCUGAACUCUUGAAACUUCUGUUUACCCUCUUUGAUUCUUUUCCGAUAGCAGUACGUGUUGGGACGACCGAAUUAGGUGACUUCUUGUGUUGUCAUGGGGGGUUUAGUCCGGACAUGGAUCGUAUAGCUGACUAUAGUACUAUCAAUCGAUUUGUCGAACCACCCACAUCAGGGCCAUUAAGUGACAUUUUAUGGUCCGACCCUAUUGAUGAACCCACCGAAGACGAAUUAGAUUCCGAAAGUGCUGAAAAUUGGUUGUCGAUAGAUUUUGUAGAGAACACGAGUCGUAUGACAAGCGUGAUGUAUGGAGCGAAGAGUUUAUUGUCGUUUUUAGAGAAGAAUAAUAUCACAUGUAUAGUACGAGCGCAUCAAGUGAUGGAAGAAGGAUAUAAGCUCCACUAUUUCUUACAAGAUGUGGAUGUCCCGCCAUGUAUCACUGUCUUCUCAGCGCCGAAUUACUGCGAUAUGUAUCACAAUAAAGGAUCAUUCAUGAGACUGAUGCCUAACUCUAUUUGCUUUGAACAGUUUGAUGCGGUCGAACAUCCAAUGUACUUACCUAUGAUGCAAGACUCAAUCACUUUCUCAUUGGACGCGCUGAUGGAUCAAUUAGUCGAAGUUGUUAGUGAACUGAUUUUAAUAACAAAAUACACUGCGGAUGGAAUGAAGGAAAAACAAGAGGACGCGGAACUUGCGAAAAAGAUCAAAGAAAUGAUAGAAAAGAACUCAGUGAAAGACCCGUCGUAUAAAAGAAUGGCUAAGAUUAGAAAGGAGUUCAUGGAAAAUAAAGAGAAGAACGACGCCUCUUUAAGAAGGCGAGAGAACUCGAUAAGUUCAACGAAAGUAAACCGAACUUCGGUGACGUCGACGGUGGCGAGAAGAAAGAAGUCUCCGCACGGGAAAAAAGAAAAAGAGCGACUACUCUCGCAAAUUCUAAUAACCCAAUGA
Entamoeba invadens IP1 is the source of this 1572-nucleotide messenger RNA. Its product is annotated as serine/threonine protein phosphatase 2B catalytic subunit, putative. Bases 1 to 1572 code for a protein of 523 amino acids. The record is from RefSeq and is a predicted model, not a curated record. The transcript is spliced from 2 exons. Gene Ontology annotation, biological process: calcineurin-mediated signaling. Gene Ontology annotation, molecular function: calmodulin binding; calmodulin-dependent protein phosphatase activity. Lineage: Eukaryota; Evosea; Mastigamoebida; Endamoebidae. Gene Ontology annotation, cellular component: calcineurin complex; cytoplasm.